CAAACUCCGCAACUACCAGGAUCGGGCUCUCAGCUCAGUUCAGCUCUGCUCUCUCUCUCCACCCACACCCCGCCAUCGACCGGCCGGCUCGUGCCUCUGGCCCUCCACCAUGCCGCUCCUCCGAUACUCGCCGCCCCCCUACUCUCUCCCACCCUCCGCCGCGCCUCGCUGCCCAGGAUCCCUCCUCCGCUCUCCCGGUGCCAACAUCUCCACCACGCCGCCGCGCGGUCCCUCCACCGCCGUCCUAGCCGCGAACCGCGUCGUGUUGGGGUGCGGGCUGGUAACGCUGGACUACCUCGCCACGGUGGACGCGUACCCGCGGCCCGACGACAAGAUCCGCAGCGGGGAGCUUCAGAUAUCAGGGGGCGGGAAUGCCGGGAACGCGCUGACCGCUGCCGCUCGCCUGGGCCUGAACACGAGGUUGAUCUCCAAGGUGGCCAACGAUGAAAUUGGAGGAACUGUUCUUUCAGAGCUCAAGGAAGCUGGAAUUGAUGUGUCACAUGUUAUAAUCUCUAAUGGCGGAAACACAACAUUUGUUUAUGUUAUUAUUGAUAAGACAACGAAAACUCGCACAUGUAUAAUCACGUCAGGCUACCCACAAAUGGUUCCUAGUGAUUUAUCAAUGUCAAAUUUGUCAGCUGCACUGCAAGAUGUAAACUUGCUAUACCUAGAUGGAUACUCACAUGAAAUGGCAUUAGCUGUUGCUAAGCAGGCUGAUCUGAUGAAGAUUCCUAUACUGGUUGAUGCGGAACCGGAAAGAACAAAGACGGAAUUGGAAAGUUUACUCGGAGUAGCAAGUUACAUUGUCUGUUCAGGGAAAUUUCCAGAGAAAUGGACAUCCAUCUCAUCCAUUCCGUCUGCACUACUAGAGAUCCUUCUGCAAUAUCCCCAUGCAAAAUUUGUAAUUGCAACCCUUGGAGAGAAGGGCUGCAUGAUGCUUGAGCAGAUCGAAGAUGGUGAUGAUCCUGGAGUGGGUGCAGCAGAUAUAAAGAAUGUUGCUGAGUCCUUACAGGUGAAAGCGCAUAACGAUGACAGCCUGCCAACUUGUGUGUCAUCCAAGUUCAUGAGACUCUCUUCAAGAGGGAUUGGGACUAUAUUUGGAAGAGUGCUCAUAGGAACAGCAGAAAGAAUUCCUGCCUCAGAGCUUGUUGAUACCACUGGUUGUGGUGAUGCGUUUAUAGGAGCAGUACUUCAUGGACUGUCCACAGAGAUGCCUCCCGAAAAGAUGCUGCCUUUCGCUUGUCAAGUGGCAGGCAUCAAAUGCAGAGCGAUCGGGGCGCGCACCGGCUUGCCGUGGCAAUCUGAUACACGCCUGGCUAAAUUCUUCUGUCAGUAAUUCUGAAAACUCUGGAAAAGGGAAAAGGAAGGGCGUUGAUUAGAGAAAUGCAUCAUGCUAUCAGUUUCAUGCCCCAAUCGGUGAUUCGGUGUAGUGCUAGACUGUCAGCAUAAGGAACCGUCAUGUCAAUGCCCCCAUUCAAAUCAUGGGUCCCGAGGUACUGCUUGGUUGAAUAAAAUCAGUCUGGAAUUGAGUUUUUUUUACACUCUUGAUUUAAUUGAAGGCCCUGUCUAGAAACACAGGAUUUCCAGACUGAUUUUAUUCAACCAACCAGGCCCUGUCUAGAAACACAGGAUUUCCAAACUCCUGCAAAAUUGUCAUGCACUUCUUGUGUUCCAAACAUCAUUAUGUAUUUCUAUUCGGGCAUGUCAGCCCUAUAUAUGUAUGGUCAAACAAACACUUUGUACAUGGCAACCUUUACAACUAUGAGCAUCGGAAUCAGCUUGUGUCCAUGCAA
Brachypodium distachyon (stiff brome) is the source of this 1793-nucleotide messenger RNA. RefSeq names its product ketohexokinase. Gene Ontology annotation, molecular function: kinase activity. Lineage: Eukaryota; Viridiplantae; Streptophyta; Magnoliopsida; Poales; Poaceae. Bases 110 to 1336 code for a protein of 408 amino acids. The record is from RefSeq and is a predicted model, not a curated record. The transcript has 12 exons.